CCUUCAAAUUAAGUGUUUAGAAAUAGUAUUUUUCCCACUUUGUAGAAGAGGCCUGUAAAUCUGUUGGGGCUCCUAAUGUGGUAUUCUGGGUAUUUAUCUUCCUAUGAAGACUUGGAGUGACUACUAAAGCGAGUGAUACAUGGGGUGUGGCUUUUCCAGGAAAGUGAAAGUUAAAAAAUAAUGCCAAGUCAGCCAGUCUGGCAGAACACGAAGAACAACAUCAGUCAUGGCGUCUGUUUUUUACUCUGAAGACUUGAAUUGUUCUAUUUGUCUGACGAUCUUCACCGAUCCAGUGACUCUUCUCUGUGGACACUCUUUCUGCAGACAAUGCAUUACAGAUAUUUUGAACACACGGCACCAGUGUCCACAGUGUCUGACAGCUGUUGCAGCAGAAGGGACAUUUCUUCCAACCAGCCUUCUAUUGAAAAGCCUGGCUGAGAAGGCCAAAGAAGCCGCGAAGAUGAAGAAACAGCAUGAACCCCAGAAAGCAGAAGUGGCUGAGUUGUGCCCUGAACAUGAAGAAAAACUGAAAUUGUUCUGCGUCACAGAUCAGCAGUUAGCUUGUAUCAUAUGCCGAGAUGGGGAGAAGCACGAAGGGCACAAAUUUAAACCAAUCAAAGAAGCAGCUGUAUCUCUGAGGAAGGAGUUGGAGAAAGGCAUAGAGAACCUUUGUGGAGAUAUACAUGUAACAGUGAGCUUAGCCAAGACACAGAGGGAAGAAAUAACAAAAACCAAAGAGAAGUCUAAGCAGCUGAUGACCCAAAUCUGCAGACAGUUUGAGGAGAUGCACCAGUUUCUGAGAAAGAGAGAAGAUGAGAUCAAGAAAGACCUGAAAGACAAAGAGGAAGAGGCCAUGGAGAAGAUGAGCGAGACAUUGAAUGCUAUGGAAACAGCUUUGUCUGAGAACAGAGAGCUGGAGGGAAAGGUGACAUCAAUUCUGAAAAUCACAGACUAUGAGAGGUUCUUAAAGAGCUGGACUGAGGAAAACAGCAUGAUGACUCCUGAACAUUUAUUCAGGCCCAGAGCAAAUGAGCUCCAAGUGGUUAAUAAUUCUCUCACUUUGGGGCCGUAUGAAAGUCACCUGCAGUUCUUUAUGUGGAAGGAGAUGCUUCAGGUGAUCCAGCCCCGAGCUGAAGAGCUGUCAUUCAAAGGAAACAGCAGAGAUAUAACUGUGUCUGAUGAUGGGCGGAGUUUGUUUUGUACUCCCAAAAGCAACCAACUUCUAUCAGAUCCUUUUGGUAAUCCAUUUAACCAAAGCUCCGCUUUCUUUAGCCCCCCCUUAUUAUCAUUUCACCAACCCAUGCUCAACUCUGUCAUUGGCACAUUCAGUGUCAAUGAGUUCUCUUCAGGGCAACAUUACUGGGAGACAGAGGUUGGUCAAAGAGACUAUUGGGAACUAGGGAUAAAAGAUAAUUUCCUGAAAUACGAUGGACAAAAAUAUUCUACCUGUUGUGCAAAUAUAAUCAGAGAGCUAUCAUUUGCACACAGGCCUCGGAAGAUUGGGAUUUACCUAAACUGCUCAUCCAAGAAGCUGUCCUUCUAUGAUGCAGACAGCAUGACACAUAUUAACACUAUGAGCUCCAGUCUCAUGACCAUACCACUGUCAGCAUAUUUCAACAUUAGAUACAGAGCACCAGAUCCUAACCCUAUGACUGUGUGCUGGUACUGAUAUAUGGAACAAUGGGCCAACAGGACAAAGUCAAGAUAAAUAUGAGAAAUAUCAGUUUUAAUUGGCUUAGUGCCUUAUUUUACAGGUUCCAUAUUUUCUUGCGUCAUAAGAUCUGUUGGCCCGUGCACGGCCCAUUAGAAGGUUCUGAAAGUGUUCUGAAGAGUAAAAGUAAAACUUUUGUCAAUAUAGACACUGUACCUCGUUAGAUCAGUUAGAGUCUCUGGAUUUCAAAUAUUUAGUUCAUUUUGCGCUAAACAUAAGCACAUAAAUUUGAUUGAUUGAAAUCUACCAUCAUCAUGUACAAUCAUCGUGUACCAUCGUGUUCAAUUCCUCCAUUUUUGAUAUUCAUUUAGUCCGUAGGGUUCCCCGUUCAAAAAAUCAAAAGAGUUUCUUCAUAAAAGUAUUCCAGGUUGUGAAUAUCAUCAUGAGAAGUCCUCCACUCGCUUCUCCUCUCUCGCUCUCUCUCUCUCUCUCUCGCUCUCUCUCUCCGUCUGGCUCCAUAUGCGGCUGUGUUAGCAGGUCUGCUAUUGUUUGUUGUUCCCUGUAAAGAUCGGAGCAGAUUUCACUUCUUGGGGGUCGAGGGAAGACAGCAGCGAAACAUUACAAAGUGGGAAAAUGCCACUUUUUUCACAGUUUUUCUGAAUGACUCUCUUGUAGAUAGGCGUCUCCCCUGACCAAUCAGAGCAAAUUAAGGAGGGUGUGCACUUCAGAGCCACGGCUAAUAGGCUGUUUUCACCCCAUCACAGCCUGAGAAGGAGCAGGCUGAGCUGUAUGACACAUACAGUAUUAAUAUAGAACCUAGACCUGGUUUAAUCAAUAAUCAAUAAUCAAAAAAGACAUGAAAAUCUCACUUUAUGGGACCUUUAAACAUUUCCCUUACUAAUUUACAACUUUAUACCUCAUUUCUAGGAGGUUAUAGGAAACAUUUAGCCUAAAGGAAAUCAGCAGGAAAUACAGAGCUAGUAAAGUGUUAUAUUAUAUUUUCAGUGUUUUAAGGAGCAGAAAAUAUAAAAAAAUCUGGCAAUUUAAAAACAAUAAGAACAAUACAAACGAUAUAACGUGGAGGAAUGUGAUAUAUAACCUGCUUUAACCAAAAAGUUGCAUGGAACCAGGGGAACUUAAUCUCAGCUAUUUUAAACACAAUUUUCACACGAGAAACAACAACAUAGGGACGCUGUUCUCUGUAUUCACUCAUUUGUCAGUUUGUUUGCUCUCUCUCUCUCUCUCUCUCUUUCAACAAGAAAUGCCUGACCCUUGUCCCAAUAUCCACACCAGAGUAAUUCCUUGUUUCAAGAAUGAAACUGUGCAAAUAUUAUGGUUGCCCUGGCGUUUGCAUUCGACCAAUCAGCAUCUGUCGAUCCUGCAAACCUUUGCCCUCAAGUUUCUGAACCUUUUAACCAGCACUUCAUUACUUACUUUUAAGUCUACCUUUCUAAUAUUUCACAUGUAACAGCUAAAUUACUUUGAAUUUUGUUCUCUCAGUUUGAAUGAUGUGAUUUUAAAUGUUGACUGUGACUUCAUAGUUUGUGAUUCUGGGAGUUUUACACUGUUGUACUGAAAUGGUUUUAUCUGCUGUCCACAUGAGGUGUUCCAUGUCUCUGUGUCUCCACAGGAGGGUGGUGUUUUCCAGAGUUUGUUAUGUGUCAACAGACCUCUGCUGUAUGAGGCUGGUGUACAGCAAUCAGUCUUUGGCUUUAUUUCAAUGUAUAAAAAAAUAUACUUAAUAAAAGUUUACUGGCUCUA
Molecule: messenger RNA, 3412 nt
Organism: Seriola aureovittata
Lineage: Eukaryota; Metazoa; Chordata; Actinopteri; Carangiformes; Carangidae
Product: nuclear factor 7, ovary-like
Exons: 2
Coding region: 227-1669 (480 amino acids)
Molecular function (GO): zinc ion binding
Source: RefSeq, a predicted model, not a curated record